CGGUACUUAUUAAAACACUUAUGCUUCGUCUUGUGAAAGUUGUGCCACGCGUGGCGCCUCAUACCAAAGAACUUGUGGGUCAGAAAAGACUUGUGACCUGCGCACUUUGACCUUGGCGACUGGGGGCAUUAUCAUGAAGCUGGCGACCGCACUUCUGCUUACAACUGUCGCUUCUAUUGUCAAUGGCCAAUGGAUUUUGGAACAAGAAGAAGAUGAUUACGACGCCUACGAAGACAUCGAUGAGAACGAAGAAGUCACUUGGGAAACAGAUGAGGAAGAUGAAAACAAGGGAGAGAAGCCAUGUUCUCCACCCCCUUCCAUUCGCAAUGGUCGGGUGGACAUUUGGGGAGAGGGUUUGCUUUUAGAGUACAGCUGUGAUGAUAAAUUCUAUGCUGUUGGAUCUACACAUGGUGCCUGCGACCUUAGUGAAGGACAGUGGACCAUUGAACCUCCUCUCUGUGUUGAGGAGGGAUGUCCAGCUCUGCCAGCCCCCAAAAAUGGCGUGGUCAGCGUGGACGAGUCAGGGGGCGUGGCCACCUUCACGUGUCGCCUUGGUUACCACCUGGUGGGCUCCAACAUGCUGCUGUGUGAGGGAGGGCGGUGGACCGGCAUCUAUCCCAUAUGCGCAGUGAGUCCCAAGCCAACUGAAUCCCCCCUGGCAAACACUACAGACACGAAGGAUAAAAGCAAGCCGGUGCUAAAAGAGAGUGUGAGAAUAGAAGAUUCCGAUGAAACCUGCUUUCAUAGCCACGUAGAGCCGCCAUCAGUGGAAAACGCGGUCAUGGAGACCAGCUACGUUAUGAAUGAAAUCAGGGGAAGAUAUAUAACAAUCGCCACCUACACCUGUUUCCAUGGCUACAAGCUGAAAGACCCAGAAGCCAACCAGAUGUACUGUCGGAAUUUGAAAUGGGGAGCGCCAGAAGUUCCGGAAUGUGUUCCAGAGAAUGAACCUUGCCUUAUCAACAACGGCGGAUGUCAGCACGUGUGUGUUCCGGGGGACGGGGGAUAUGCGUGCGCGUGCGACCCUGGCUACACACUCGGACAGACUGGGAAAGAUUGCAUAGAUGUGGAUGAGUGCGCUAUAGACAACGGGGGCUGCCAUCAAGAAUGUCACAACACUCUGGCGUCCUUCUUCUGUUCCUGCUUUUCCGGAUACGUCGCCAAGGGACACGACUGCGUGGACAUCAACGAGUGUCAGAGUCAUCAAUGCCCAGGCACAUGCGUGAACACUGCCGGAAGCUGGUACUGCAACUGCUCCGUGCCCGGAUUUCGAUCCUCUAGUGUACCGACUGUAUGUGAAGACGUAGACGAAUGCGCCGUAAACAAUGGAGGAUGCGAUGAUAUUUGCAUCAACCGACGAGGAACCUACAUCUGUCGCUGCGAGGAAAGAGGGCGACGACUAGCGGCAGACAACCACACGUGUGAAGACAUAGACGAAUGCAAGCGCUACAAACACAAGGCGUGUCGUCACGGCACCUGCUACAACACCGACGGUUCGUUUGUGUGCACCUGCAACGUGGGCUUCGUUUCAUCAGCCGACAGCGACGCGUGUUUAGACGUCGAUGAGUGCGCUCGAGACAAUGGCGGCUGUCAGCAAAAGUGCAACAACUUCCCGGGUUCUCACAACUGCUCCUGUUACCAAGGGUUCGCCCUCACGGACAAUCUCGUUACCUGCAAAGACAUCGACGAAUGCAAAAUGAACAAUGGAGGCUGCCAAGACAAGUGUAUCAACAGCCCAGGGAGUUUCUCCUGUCUUUGCACCAGACUGGGUCUCGUUGUUGCCGCAGACAACAAGUCUUGCAUCACCUGCAACGAAACCCAGCACUACGAUGCCGCCACGCAGACCUGUCGGCCAUGUCCAGCGCAUGCGCACACUGCAGCCGGCCAGACAGCGCUAUCGCUAUCAGACUGCACGUGCGACCCGGGAUUCCAGACAGAGUUCGUUGAUGACGUCAGAGAGUGCCUCGACAUUGAUGAAUGCUCAGAAGGAUCGCUGGUUUGUUCCCACACAUGCGUCAACACCAUAGGAAGUGUGUACUGCACAUGCGCAACCGGAUACACUCUCCAGCAAGACGGAAAAACUUGUGAAGAUAUUGAUGAAUGCGCUGACCUGGAAAAAAGAAAUGCCAGCAACUGCAACCAGCUGUGUGUUAACUUGCCAGGCUCAUACAGGUGUGAGUGUAUCGGAGGCGGCUACCUCAUGUCAGAUGAUGGUCAUACUUGCAAAGACGUGAAUGAAUGCAAGGCAGGUACGCAUACCUGCACUCAUCAAUGUGUCAACACAGACGGCGGGUACUUCUGCGCCUGUCCGAAAGGAUUUUACCUUGACAAUUCAACACUUACCUGCAAAGAUAUCAACGAAUGCCUACUGGACAAGUCCCCUUGUCAACACAGCUGUAACAACACGAUAGGAUCCUACCAGUGUGGUUGCUAUAGUGCAGGCUUCAAACUGUCGUGGGAUCAAAGUACCUGUGUUGAUGUUAACGAGUGCAUGGAGGGCGACAACCCGUGCCCCGACAUUUGCAUCAACACUAUGGGCUCCUACCUGUGUGACUGCAACAGAAAGGGUUACCGUCUGGCAGAAGACCUGUCAGGCUGUUUGGAUAUUGACGAAUGUCACGACGGUACAGUGCAUGGAUGCGAACAGCUGUGUGUCAACUUACCUGGAACAUUUAAAUGCGACUGUUUACCUGGGUACAGAAGGAUUGGCACCAAAAACUGCCAGGAGUGUCCGGAAGGAAUGUAUAGGAGUCCUCAGGACAGCCAAUGUCUUCGAUGCCCAGCUCGUGCCACGACGAAUGGGACUGCGAAAGGGUCGCUAAAGGACUGCGCUUGCGAGUUGGGUUACCAUGGAGACCCAGGUGCCGGCGUGGCCUGCGCUGAUUUUAACGAAUGUUCGAUUGGCGAAUUCGGAUGCACUCAACGCUGUGUGAACACAGUGGGAAGUGCUUACUGUACCUGCAACCCUGGUUUCCGUCUGUCCGUAGACAAGAAAACAUGUGAAGAUUUUGACGAGUGCUCCUACACAAAAGGACGUUGUCAGCAGCUGUGUGUCAACACUCCCGGAAGUUACGCAUGUGCCUGCAAUGGCACUGGCUACGUUCUCAACAGGAAUGGCUACACGUGCGAUGACAUUAACGAGUGCGAGGCCGGCACGAUUGUGUGUGACCAUCGUUGUGUCAACACGCUGGGCACGGCAAUAUGUCUGUGUCACCGAGGCUACAAACUGUUAGAGGACAAGGUGUCUUGUGGCGAUCUGGAUGAGUGCGCCACAAAUAAUGGCGGAUGCGAUGAUGUGUGCGUGAACACUGUGGGAGGAUUCGAGUGCCAGUGUCGCAAGCCUGGCUACAGGCUGUCCAAUCGUGACAGCAGGCAGUGUGUUGAUAUCAACGAAUGUAUAAACAAGAGUCUGUGUGAGGGACAUUGCGAGAAUCUGAUGGGCUCCUACCGUUGCCACUGCAGUGCCCUUGGCACCGUGCUUGCUCCGGAUGGACAUUCCUGCCAAGAUGUUGAUGAAUGCAACAGGACUCACACCUGCCAGCAGGUGUGUAUAAACGUGCCGGGUGGCUACGAGUGCGCCUGUCACCCUGGUUUCUUCUUACAGAACGCAAAGUGUGUAGUUUGCCCCGUGGGCACCUACAGGACUGAGGCGAUGCCUAGCAACAACAGUUGUCAGGCGUGUCCAGAUCACAUGACAACGCUCGCUACUGGCGCCACCUCGCAGGCAGAUUGUAUCUGUGUCCCUGGCUACGUCUUGUCCGCACAUCUCGCCACACUGUGCUCGGACAUCAACGAGUGUGAUGAAGAUAACGGAGGGUGUGAGCAUAAAUGCCAGAACAUCCCUGGAAGCUACAAGUGCGCUUGUUCGUCUGGUUUUCAGCUUCGUGCUGACAACCACACGUGCUACCGUGUCAUAUGCUCACCCUUGAAGGCGCCGCGCCACGGUCACGUGUUCCCGCCCGAGUGCCAGAUGACCCCUGACGAAGGUCAGACCAGCUGGUUGACACAAGGCACCGUGUGCAGCUACAAGUGCAAGCGCGGCUAUACCCUCGUGGGUGAAGCAUACCGCACGUGCGAAGCUAGCGGCGUCUGGUCUGGUCAAGUCGCAACCUGCAGACCCAAGACCUGCGAAGCGCCGAAGCCUCCAGAGAACGGACUUGUUCUGCCAGAAGCUUGCACGACGGGUCCCGUGCCUUUCCAGAGACGGUGUAAAUUUCGUUGCCUGAAGGGUUUCCAGCUGAAAGGCAGAACAGGAUCCAAGUGCCUGGCCAGUCAGAAAUGGAGUGGGUCCCGCUCCGGAACAAAGUGUUUGCCGAAAUCACCUCGUGCUGCAUCUUCAUCCACCAAUGAGAACAGUCCUGUGCUUAAUUAAUCCGAUUCAGGCUGUCUCUGUGCCAUCAC
Pomacea canaliculata is the source of this 4401-nucleotide messenger RNA. RefSeq names its product fibrillin-1-like. The transcript is spliced from 30 exons. NCBI's taxonomy places the organism in Eukaryota, Metazoa, Mollusca, Gastropoda, Architaenioglossa, Ampullariidae. Bases 134 to 4372 code for a protein of 1412 amino acids. The record is from RefSeq and is a predicted model, not a curated record. Gene Ontology annotation, molecular function: calcium ion binding.